Molecule: messenger RNA, 2553 nt
Organism: Podarcis raffonei (Aeolian wall lizard)
Lineage: Eukaryota; Metazoa; Chordata; Lepidosauria; Squamata; Lacertidae
Gene: SUPT7L
Product: SPT7 like, STAGA complex subunit gamma
Exons: 6
Coding region: 412-1650 (412 amino acids)
Cellular component (GO): SAGA complex
Molecular function (GO): transcription coactivator activity; protein heterodimerization activity
Source: RefSeq, a predicted model, not a curated record
GCGGAAACCACCGCCCUGGCACUUUGGUUCCGGGAAGGGAGUCACCGUCUUCGAGGGCUCGGCCUUUGCACGCGCCCUCCCGCGGGGGGUUUCAGGCAGGAGUCUCCCUCAGCCCUAUUUGGAUACGAAGGAGAUUGAAGUUUGCUGUGACGGGAUUGAAUCAAUAGAAUCCUGCAGUUAUGCACAAAAACUACAUGCAAAUCUUGAGACAACCCUUAGAAGUUACUUCUGCCUUGUUUGAGCUGUUUGAUACCAACCUCUGUAUGAUAGCCUAACAGUGAAAUCCUAUGCCUUGUAAUUCAGAUGUUAAAAUGCCCACCCUGUUUCUGCAAAGGACCUGCUGAGUAGCUGCUCUUCCAGCGAGAGUCCCUUAAGUGAUCUCAACAGCUUUCGUGCUAAGUAGCAAGCAAGAUGCUGCGCUACUGGGGUGAGAUCCCCGUCUCGUCCAGCCAAGCCAACCGCAGCUCCUUUGAUUUGCUCCAGCGAGAGUUCCGCACUGUGGAGGUCCAGGAUCCCCUGCUGCACCAGCCUUCUGCCAACAAGCCCAAGCCCACCACCAUGCUGGACAUCCCCUCGGAGCCAUGCAGCCUCACCAUUCACACCAUCCAGCUGAUGCAACACAACCGACGGCUGCGCAGCCUCAUUGCCCUGGCUCAGAGUCAGAGCCAGCAGCAAGCGGAGGGCAUCAAGAUGGAAGAAAGCGAGCCUUUGCCCACCUGCCCUGGCUCCCCACCUCUCCCCGAUGACUUGCUUCCUCUCGACAGCAAGAUUCCCAAGAUGCCGUUUCAGUUGCGGCACAGCGAUCCAGAAAGCGACUUUUACAGAGGCAAAGGAGAGCCAGUGAUGGAGCUGAGUUGGACCUCUUGCCGCCAGCUUCUCUACCAGUCCAUUGCCACCAUUUUGGCCCACGCAGGCUUUGAGUGUGCCAAUGAGAGUGUCUUGGAAACCUUGACAGACAUCGCCCACGAAUACUGCCUGAAGUUCACUAAGCUCCUGCGCUUUGCUGUGGACCGAGAAGCCCGGCUUGGGCAAAGCCCUUUCCCAGAUGUCAUGGAGCAGGUCUUCCACGAAGUGGGCAUUGGCAGUGUGCUCUCUCUGCAGAAGUUCUGGCAACACCGGAUCAAGGAUUAUCAUAGCUAUAUGCUGCAGGUAAGCAAGCAACUUUCUGAAGAGUAUGAGAAGCUUGUGAACCCUGAGAAGGCAGCAGAAGACAUGAAACCCGUGAAGAUCAAAGAGGAGCCAGUUAGUGACAUCACGUUUCCCAUGAGUGAGGAGCUGGAGGGGGAUUUGGCAUCUGGGGACCAGUCUUUGCCUGUGGGAGUGCUUGGAGCUCAGAGUGAGCGCUUCUCAGCUAACCUGGAAGCAGAAGUGUCUCCGCAGACCUCAGGUGGCGAAGUGAACACUUCCCCUCUCUGGAACCUUCCGGUGAAAAUAGAGCCACAAGAGAGUGAGGAAGGCCACGUCCAUGGGCACCAUGGGGUCCUGGGCAGCGACGUGUUUGAGGAGCCCAUGUCAGGCAUGAGUGAAGCUGGCAUGCCGCAGAGCCCAGAUGGUUCUGAAAGCAGCUAUGCUUCUCCUUCCCCUGACAGCCUGAUGGGAUCAUCACCGGUCUUUAACCAACGCAGCAAGAAAAAGAUGAAGAAGAUGUGAAUUUUCGCUUGAAAGCGAUGGCAGCACAACCUGCUGAAUCGGAACCAGGAGCCACAUAGGACUCUGAGCAGCCUCAGCCUGAACUCAAUUGUGGUAUCAUUGGAUGGUUUGGCAGAAGAAGGUUGGAUGGCAGAUGCAGAGAACAGGGCAGCUGGUUUUUUUAUCGUGUCAGUACAAUAACAUUUGGUUCAUUCCAUAGUGAAUUCUAAUGGAAUCCAGCUAGUGUCUUUUAAAAACAAAACAAAAUAAAACAAAGCAAGACAGCUGUUUGGUGCUUGCAUUUAUUUGUGAUGUAACCUGAAUAGUGACAAUAAUUGUUUUGGGUUUUUGUUUUCAAAAAACCCUGCAACAAAUAGUUGACAGAAUGUUUAAACUGAAUCUGUGAGAUGGACUUUUUUAAGAAAUGGAAAAUUUGGAAGAAACUUGAGUUCAGUAUGAAUCUGUGUGGAAACCAUAAUCGGUAAGACAACCUAAGUGAAAUUUAUGGAGUUCUUUGGACUACCAUAACUUUAUCUUUUGGAAGAACAAGUUCCAGAUGUUGUAUUUCUGUUAAUAUUUUUGUUAUUCCUAAUUGUGGUUCAAUUUCAUUGUGCCGAAGCUGGAUAAAUAAGAUGUACAUACAUGCUGGCCUUUGUAUACUUUCCCCUUUAAAAGAGUACCAGCAUAACCUAAAUUCUGCAUCAGAAAAAGCUGAAUUCUGUGACCUCUAUUAAUUAUGCAGGUUAAGUAACCCCCCCCUUUUUAAAUAUUUCUUUGUCUUCUGCUAGUCAUAUGGAGGAACAAUAAAUCUCUGAGGCCUGGAGCCCUGCCCUAACCUUUGGGCCCCAUGCAGUUGUAUAGGAUUGCAGAAUUCACCCAGUCCUGCAUAUACCUCUGCUACAACUGAAUGGAACCUGAACUUUU